AUGCCGGCAGCGUGGGCCCUGCUGCUGCUGGUGGGGUUUGCAGGGACCACAGGGAGACGGCAGGGUCAGGACCUGGGCAGGAGCGAUGCCUCCGUCAUCUCAGUGUCCAACGGGGGACCCUGGGGUGACUGGGCCUGGCCGGAGAUGUGUCCCAAGGGGUCCUACGCCAGCGGUGUCAGCUUCAAGGUAGAGCCGCCACAGGGGGUGAUGGAGGAAGACACGGCACUGAACGGGGUUCGGCUGCACUGCUCCCGUGGGGGGAACGCCGACAGCAGCUACACAGCUGAGUCCCAGAGCGGCAGGUGGGGCAGCUGGACGGAGGUCCUCUGGUGCCCCCACCAGGGGCACCUGGUGGGCUUUGCGCUGCAGGUCCAGGUGCCCCAGCAUGGGUUCCUGCACGAUGAAGUGGCUGCCACCAACGCACGGUUUGCAUGCUCUGACGGGCAGGUGCUGCAGGGGCCGGGGGCUGUCUGGGGCCAGUGGGGUGGCUGGAGCCAUCAGUGCCCUAAGGCGGUGUGCGGCAUCCAGACACGACAGGAACCUGCAUGGGGGCUGAAGAGGGAUGACACGGCCCUGAAUGAUCUGCGCCUCUUCUGCUGCCAGUGAUGGGUGCUGGAAACCUCUGUGGGGCCUUGAGUCCAGCAGGUGAUGCCUUUGCCCUGAUACCCUUUCCUUCAUCCUCAUGGAGUCCUUCCUUGCUCAUACGCUGCUGG
Molecule: messenger RNA, 713 nt
Organism: Oxyura jamaicensis (ruddy duck)
Lineage: Eukaryota; Metazoa; Chordata; Aves; Anseriformes; Anatidae
Gene: VMO1
Product: vitelline membrane outer layer 1 homolog
Exons: 3
Coding region: 1-606 (201 amino acids)
Source: RefSeq, a predicted model, not a curated record